AUACUCAACGACGUAUAUCCAUCUUUAUCUGAAACUUCCAACUCUCCACCAUGAACAGAAGCAAGCUCCUGCUGCAACUUUGUGCUGGGAUUUUUGCUUUCGGCAUCCUCUCCAGUGCUGUUGUGGGUUAUGGAAAUGGCAAAAUCUUUGACAUUACUCACAAAAUCACUUCCCAGUUGCCGACUUUCGGAUCGGUGAACGGGCUCGGUCAGUUCAUCUGGCUCGUUGCCAGCAUUAAAAAUGGUUCAACAGUAAAUGUUUCGGAGUUCAAGUUGGGAACCCACACUGGGACUCACGUUGAUGCACCUAGCCACUUCUUUGAAAAGUAUUAUGAGCAGGGUUUCGAUGUUACAUCUCUUAGCCUGCAAACCCUUAAUGGUCCUGCUCUAGUAGUUGAUGUUCCAAGAAAUAACAACAUUACUGCUGAAGUUAUGAAGUCCUUGAAAAUUCCCAGGGGAGUACAUCGUGUGCUUUUCAAAACGCUCAACACUGACAGGAGGCUGAUGCAUAGCAAGCAGUUUGCUUCAGACUUCACAGGGUUUAAGACAGAUGGUGCACAGUGGUUGGUUGAUAACACAGACAUCAAACUUGUAGGACUUGAUUACCUAUCGGUUUCUGCAUAUGAUGAUGCUGCCCCUACUCAUCAUAUAUUUCUAAGGAAUAGGGAAAUUGUUCUUGUUGAAGGUCUAAACCUUGAUGGCAUAAAGCCAGGGAAGUAUAAUGUCCAUUGCUUACCUUUGAGGAUGGAGGGUGCAGAUGGAUGCCCAACCAGAUGCAUUCUCACUGCAUGAAACCUUUCUCCAA
Hibiscus syriacus is the source of this 804-nucleotide messenger RNA. Its product is annotated as cyclase-like protein 2. The transcript is spliced from 6 exons. The record is from RefSeq and is a predicted model, not a curated record. Gene Ontology annotation, molecular function: arylformamidase activity. Lineage: Eukaryota; Viridiplantae; Streptophyta; Magnoliopsida; Malvales; Malvaceae. The coding region runs from base 51 to 791 and encodes 246 amino acids.